Molecule: messenger RNA, 1778 nt
Organism: Coccidioides immitis RS
Lineage: Eukaryota; Fungi; Ascomycota; Eurotiomycetes; Onygenales; Onygenaceae
Product: sn-1,2-diacylglycerol cholinephosphotransferase, variant
Exons: 5
Coding region: 386-1501 (371 amino acids)
Biological process (GO): phospholipid biosynthetic process
Cellular component (GO): membrane
Molecular function (GO): phosphotransferase activity, for other substituted phosphate groups
Source: RefSeq, a predicted model, not a curated record
CUUUUCCAGCAACUCUUUCUCCCAGUUCCUUUUUGCUUGUUCUACCUUCGUUAUUAGACACAUUCAUUUGAAAUGUAUUAAUCUUCAAUGUUGGCCUGUGGCAUCUAUGAUAUUGAGUUUUAAAAAGGCUCUGUCUGCUGAACUAUUAAGAAAAAAUGAACCCCUGGAAAAGGAUGACCAGGUUUCCAGACUCUUUGUCGGACGAAAUAUUAUCACCCUUAAAAACAUAUAAAUACUCCAGCAUUGAUAAAUCGUUCAUAUCUCGAUAUAUCUUGAAGCACUAUGUUAUUCUCCUAUCCCAAAGCCUACAUCUCCUCUAGCUAAUGGGAUUGAUUGCUAGUGGAAUGCUUUUGUUGAGUUGCUUCCCCUAUGGCUCGCGCCAAAUAUGGUUACACUGAUUGGGUUUAUGUUCAUUAUUGGAAACCUGCUUGUGCUUGAAGUCUUUGUACCAGACUUGGUUGGGCCAGCACCACCGUGGGUUUACUACAGUUUUGCGCUUGGGCUUUGGAUGUACUCCACAAUGGACAAUGUGGACGGCAAGCAGGCAAGGAGGACCGGUACCUCUAGUGGGCUUGGUGAACUCUUUGACCAUGGAAUUGAUUCGUUAAACUGCACACUAGCUAGCCUCCUGGAGGCCGCAGCCAUGGGUCAAGGGUCGUCAAAGAUCGGUGCAUUUACUACACUAAUUCCUUGCUUGCCCAUGUUCUUCUCAACGUGGGAGACAUAUCAUACUCAUACAUUAUAUUUGGGUUAUUUCAAUGGUCCAACCGAAGGCUUGAUUAUUGCCACCCUGGUUAUGAUCGCGGCAGGUUAUUAUGGCCCCGAAAUUUAUUCUAGUUCCUUAUCUGAAUGCUUUGGCCAUCGAGAAGUUUUGGCCGACUAUAGUUUCUUGGAUCUCUGGGUGGUCGUCCUCUUGGGGUCUUUUUUGAUUGCACACCUUCCCGCAUGCAUCCUCAAUGUUAUUCGGUCUCGGAAACGCAGAAACCUCCCUAUUUUGCCCGUGUUCCUGGAAUGGACCCCAAUCGUUGUUUCCUCAAUCUCGACCAUUGCCUGGCUCUAUUCGCCACACUCGACCCUCCUAAGAGAAAACCAUCUUGUGCUCUUCGCGGUUACCAUAUCUUUUGUUUUCGGCCGUAUGACGACAAAAAUAAUACUGGCUCAUUUAACCCGUCAAUCGUUCCCAUUUUGGACUAUGCUCAUGGCUCCUUUGUUAGGAGGCGCUUUUCUGGGGAAUUUACCGAGGUUUGGCUUGCCUAUGGUAAACAAAGAUUUUGAGGCUUGGUACUUGCGUGCCUACUUGGUCAUCGCCUUCGUGACAUAUAUGCACUGGGCUUUCUUUGUUAUUCAUCGAAUCACGACUUUCUUGGAUAUCAAUUGCCUGACAAUCAGAAAAGAUUCGCUAGCAGCAUCUAAAGGGUUAUACCAACAGAUCAGCGAAGGGACCCGAGAUAUUUUGGACAGUCAAUUUGACCUAGAAAGUGGCAGACUGAAGAAUCACUAAGUCGACACUUAUUGAGCAUUAUGCGCAUAAAAGUGUACCUUGGUUACGGGCCUUUUCAGUACCAUUAUUUAGUCAUGAAGUUUGGUCAAUCCCUUUACAAGAGUCAAGGGUCUUUGUCCAUGCUCUACUCCAUCCAUUUAUAUUGGGGUAGUCCAGACGUGUAUGAAGUUGAUACGGUAGUUUAGACUUUGUGCCUUAAUCAAUAUAUACGGAAACCUGAUAUUAGAACACAGUAUGGUUUUAAUACUCCUCAAUUUUUAUGAACUUAACAGGGGAA